AUGGUUAUUCAUCAAGUCAAUAACACUUGCUCGGAAAUCCCCACCAUGUUCAAUGACAAUGUCAGCAACCACAAUCCAGCUCCCAAAUCCGUUCUCGUCAUAGGUCUAAGCCAACACCUAACCGGCUCGCCUAUUGAGAAAGCCAUCAAAGAAGACUGGGCAAAAGAAAAGGCCUACGGAAUUGCAAAUUCAUUCGAUAAUGUCGGUUUUAAUCUCGACCCGAAAGACGUCCCAGGCACGCUCAAGGCUCUCCAACACGAGCUUCAAGGAAGAUCUUGGGAUGGUAUACUACUUGGCUGGUGUAUAAGGGGACAUGUGGAGUUUACUUUGCUCUUUGAGGAGGUGCACUCGGUGUGCUGCGAAGCGGUGAAGGCAGCACCGCAGACGAAGAUUAUGUUCUCUACUGGGCCGGAUAAUUUGGUGGAGACGGUGGUGAGGAACUUCCCUGUGGGAAUUAGUGUUUAA
Molecule: messenger RNA, 465 nt
Organism: Lachnellula hyalina
Lineage: Eukaryota; Fungi; Ascomycota; Leotiomycetes; Helotiales; Lachnaceae
Exons: 2
Coding region: 1-465 (154 amino acids)
Source: RefSeq, a predicted model, not a curated record